AACAUUAAUACCGGUACUUCACAUUCGCUGGACGAAUAAUUUUAUUUCUUAAUUUUUUUUCUGCUAUUUCUUCAGUUUCAAGAUUAUUGUAAUUUGUGUUGUAUUGUACUGAAAGGUAGCCCUACAGACAGCUUGAUAAAAUGGCAGAUAACAAGAGACAGAGAGCAAGAAUACAAGGAUCAUGGGCUGCCCCACCAUCAAAGGGAAAGGCUAGAAGUACUGGUCCAGGCCCUGGAUCAAAGCCUCCAUCUAGACCAGGUCCCAACCCCAAUGCAGUGUCCAUGACAAGUAAGACCCCAGAGACUACAACAUCUCCAACAACAAAGGGCCAAUCAGAUUGUCUGCCGCAGACAUUGACGUUUACAGAGACAGGUCCGAUAAGGAGAAUCCCUGAACCGAAAGAGAUUGUAAAAGAUGGGUCGUAUGUAAUCAGUAUGGAGCCUGGAGGGGAGGCUAGGAUUACUUUAACAAGGGAUUUCCUGCUGCCUGAAGAAGCUGAUUAUGUGUUUGCUACACUACGAGAUGAGAUCCCCUGGGCUCAAAAACAAAACUGUAUACAAGGACAAACUUUUGAUGAGCCAAGGCUAACAUACUGGUUUGGGGAAUACCCCUAUGCAUACACCAAAGUCAGAUGGGAAAAGAAUACGAAUUGGAAUGAAACUUUACUUUACGUGAAAAGUCGUAUCGAAGAGAAGAAUGGACAAACCUUCAACAGCUGCCUUCUGAACUACUACCGUAGUGGCAAAGACCAUGUUUCCUGGCAUAGCGACGAUGAGCCGUCGCUUGGCUCAAAACCUACAAUUGCCUCUGUCUCCCUCGGUGACUCAAGGACGUUUGAGAUGAGGAAAAAGCCUCCUCCAGAAGAGAAUGGAGACUAUACAUACACAGAGAAACUUAAGAUUCCGCUCACACAUGGCAGUUUACUCAUGAUGGAAGGGGCGUCACAGGAUGAUUGGCAGCAUCAGAUACCGCGAGAAUAUCAUGACAGGGAUGCAAGGAUCAAUUUAACAUUCAGAACAAUCUACCCAGAAUGAUUAUCAAUCAAACGAUCAUCACUUCUCAACUGACUGUGAUGCUUGGCAGUGAUAAUAUCAGAAGGAUUUAUCUAACGUUCAGAACAAUUUUUCUAGAAUAGAUAGAUAUCAAACAACCAAAGUAGAUUCCAACCUACCAACGGAUCAUCACAUCUCGACUAACUCUGUAACUGGGCCGAGAUCUAAGGAUUAAUCUCAAGUUCAGAACAAUAUACCCAGGAUGAAGUAAAUCAACCAACCAAUCAACCCGGUCAUUACAUCUCAACCAAUUCUGAAGCUAAGCCGGGAUAUAAGGAUUAAUCCAACACUCGGAACAAUCUACCCUGAGUGAAGUAUAUCAAUCAACCAGUCAACACAUCAAAAGCCGACAUUGAACCUUGGCCAAGAUGUAAUGAGCAAUUGAAUGUUUAGUACAAUCUACCCAGAAUGAAGUUGAUAUCAACUAACCAACCAAACGGGUCAGGGCGAUUUUGUCCUGGAAAAUGAUAUAGAGACCCCCAAAAUCCCUAUUCCCUGCAAUGUUAAAGCUUAUCUAAUGUUGCAGAUUUUACGCAGUAGGUCCUGAAAGGUAG
Molecule: messenger RNA, 1606 nt
Organism: Lytechinus variegatus (green sea urchin)
Lineage: Eukaryota; Metazoa; Echinodermata; Echinoidea; Temnopleuroida; Toxopneustidae
Gene: alkbh3
Product: alpha-ketoglutarate-dependent dioxygenase alkB homolog 3-like
Exons: 9
Coding region: 141-1034 (297 amino acids)
Biological process (GO): DNA alkylation repair; DNA repair
Cellular component (GO): nucleus
Molecular function (GO): dioxygenase activity
Source: RefSeq, a predicted model, not a curated record